AAGGAUUAAGUUGCUGGUACCAAGAGAGAAAAUGUGUCAUGAUGGUGUGCUGGGUCUUGAAUGAGAGUGUGUCCGUCAUGGUGGUACUCUCAUGGCUGGCAGCCAAUUUCUAUCUGUUUAUUGACACAUUCUGUUGGUAUGAACAAGAGGAGUCUUUCUUUUACACACGAGUUAUUCUAGGGUCGACACUGGCAUGGGCCCGAGCAUCUGCAGUGUGCCUGAAUUUUAACUGUAUGCUAAUUCUGUUACCUGUCAGUCGAAACCUUAUUUCUUUCGUGAAAGGAACAAGCACGUGCUGCAGAGGACCGUGGAGAAGGCAAUUAGACAAAAACCUCAAGUUCCACAAACUGGUCGCCUAUGGUGUACUUAUUCAUGCAACAAUCCACACUGUUGCUCAUUUGUUCAACCUGGAGCGCUACCACCUGAGCCACGUAGAAGGGACUGAGGGACUUCCAGCUGCCCUUUCGAAACUUGGCAGCAUGCCAAACGAGAGCUACCUCAACCCAAUCCGCACCUUCCACGUGACCGUGACCACCGAGUCACUAACAACAAUAGCAGGUGUGACUGGCCUUGUGAUCUCCCUGGCUUUGAUCUUGAUCGUGACCUCGUCUACUGAGUUAAUCCGACAGGCCUCCUAUGAGUUGUUUUGGUACACACACCAUAUUUUCAUCAUCUUCUUCAUUGGUCUGGCUAUCCACGGGACAGGUCAGAUUAUUCGAGGACAAACUCCAGAGAGUCUCUCAGUGCACAAUGUCACCUUCUGUAAAGACCACUAUGCUGAAUGGCAGGAAUCGUCCCUGUGUCCCGUACCUCAAUUUUCUGGCAAGGAGCCUUCGGCCUGGAAGUGGGUUUUGGGCCCUGUGGUCUUGUAUGCACUUGAAAGAAUAAUUAGGCUCUGGCGAUUUCAACAAGAAGUUGUCGUUACCAAGGUGAUAAGUCACCCGUCCUCAGUCCUGGAACUUCGCAUGAAGAAACGCGACUUUCGGAUGGCACCCGGACAGUAUAUCCUUAUCCAGUGUCCAUCCAUAUCCCCGCUCGAGUGGCACCCUUUCACCCUCACCUCGGCCCCUCAGGAGGACUUCUUCAGUGUGCACAUCCGAGCAGCAGGAGACUGGACAAGGGCUUUACUGAAGGCCUUUGGGGCAGAGGGACAGACCCUCAAGGACCCCUGCAGCCUGCCGAGGAUAGCGGUGGAUGGGCCCUUCGGAUCUUCCCUGACAGAUGUGUCUCACUACCCUGUGAGCGUGUGCAUUGCGGCGGGUAUUGGAGUCACUCCCUUCGCCUCUCUGCUGAAGUCCAUGUGGUUCAAGUGCUGUGAGUCUCAGAGCCUCCCAGAGCUGAACAAGGUGUACUUGUACUGGAUCUGCCGGGACGCCAGGGCCUUUGAGUGGUUUGCUGAUCUCCUACUCUCUCUGGAAACGCAGAUGAGUGAGCGAGGGAAAGCUCACUUGUUGAGUUACCAUAUAUUCCUCACUGGCUGGAAUGAAAAUCAGGCUAUUCACAUAGCUUUACACUGGGAUGAAAACACGGAUGUGAUUACAGGCUUAAAGCACAAGACCUUCUUUGGGAGACCCAACUGGAAGGAUGAGUUCAAGCAGAUCGCCUACAAUCACCCCAGCAGCAGCAUAGGCGUGUUCUGCUGCGGACCCAAAGCCCUGUCAAAGACACUUCAAAAGAUGUGCCGUGUGUAUUCGUCAGCAGACCCUAGGGGUGUUCGUUUUUAUUACAACAGGGAAAACUUCUAAGUUCUGAAGGUUAUAUAUCAAGCUCUUGCUUCAAAGGGUCCCAGCAGACGUUCCUGUGGACACCUGUUAAUAACACCAUCUAGCUGAAAGCUACUAUGGUAACUAGCCAUUGAGAACUGUACACUACACCAUGUUUCCUUAUCUUCUAAAUAAUGUGUCAUACACAAUAGAACAGAAGCACUUGCUGAAAUUAAAAUAAAUUUUGUUUUUCAAAUGCUUGUCAUCUUUAUGGACUAGCAUGCUGUCAUAAGAAAAUUAAAUUGUCUGAUAUGGUUUGAUUUUAUAAAUAGGCAGCCACUUAAGCUCUUCCAGAGAUUUCUAAAGUAUGAAUUGAGCAUUUAUUUUAUUUUGUGUUAUUACCAGAUAUUAAUAUCAAUUCUAUAAUUUCUAAGAGGAGAAAAAUAUGCCCUAUGAGGUAAAGUUAGGUAUGUUCAAGGGUAUCUCAAAAAUGAUUUCUAUUUCCUUUUCAUGGAAAUUUCUCAGUACCUGAAAGUGUCACAUUAUAUAUAUCAUUCAGACUCUACUAACUCUAAUGCAU
Messenger RNA from Jaculus jaculus (lesser Egyptian jerboa), 2283 nucleotides. RefSeq names its product NADPH oxidase 3 (gene Nox3). Gene Ontology annotation, molecular function: superoxide-generating NAD(P)H oxidase activity. The coding region runs from base 39 to 1745 and encodes 568 amino acids. The record is from RefSeq and is a predicted model, not a curated record. The transcript is spliced from 14 exons. Gene Ontology annotation, biological process: defense response; superoxide anion generation. NCBI's taxonomy places the organism in Eukaryota, Metazoa, Chordata, Mammalia, Rodentia, Dipodidae. Gene Ontology annotation, cellular component: plasma membrane; NADPH oxidase complex.